Molecule: messenger RNA, 3024 nt
Organism: Crotalus tigris (Tiger rattlesnake)
Lineage: Eukaryota; Metazoa; Chordata; Lepidosauria; Squamata; Viperidae
Gene: PPP1R3B
Product: protein phosphatase 1 regulatory subunit 3B
Exons: 3
Coding region: 446-1342 (298 amino acids)
Biological process (GO): regulation of glycogen biosynthetic process
Cellular component (GO): protein phosphatase type 1 complex
Molecular function (GO): protein phosphatase 1 binding; glycogen binding
Source: RefSeq, a predicted model, not a curated record
GUGCUAGCUCGCUGCUCUUCCACGGGAAAGCUCCUUCGCCAUUGGUUGGCAGGCAACAUUUGAAGCGCGCCCAUUGGCUAGCGCGCAGCUCACACCCCUGCAGGAGCGUCCGCGAGGAAAGAAGUCUUCUUCACAAGUUCUGUAACGAGAUCGGAGCUGAGAGAAGAGCAAGGAUGAUCCAAGAGGAGUUGGUUUGCUAGGGCGGAAUGCAUCAUUUUUAGCUAUUGCAGCAGCCGCUCGCUCUACGUACAACUUUCAGUUAAAGGCGCCAAACGCUGCUCUGUGGGAGGCAAAAGAAAAAAACGGAGACCUUGAAGUGCUCUUUAAGCAUCCUGAAAUUUGCAGGGAAUGAAUUUGUAAUGCCUGCAGGAUGUGAAAUUCUGGUGUCCCUCUGUCUUCUGCCCCACAGCUUGAAGCAGCAAUCCAGUUCAUCUCCUUUGCCCCUAUGAGAAUCUUGGACUCUUUUCCUCAGAAGCCCAGAAUGGCAGUGGAUGUAGCCAUGCAACUCUACCUGCGGGCACCCUCUUUGCGGAAAGAGAGCUUUGCCUACAAAAUAGCCCCAAAGAUCAAGAAACCUUUGCGACCCUGCAUCCAUGUCAACAGCAGCCCUGUGUUGAAUGAGCUGGGGGCAGAGGUCCAAGCUCUGCAGAGGAACAGGGUGAAGAAAAGGGUUUCUUUUGCGGACAGCAGGGGCUUGGCUCUGACAAUGGUGAAAGUGUUCUCAGAAUUUGAUGACUCCUUGGAUAUUCCCUUGAAUAUCACAGAACUGAUAGACAAUAUUGUGAGCCUGACCACAGUGGAUCACGAUGACUUCGUCUUGGAUUUUGUACAGCCUUCUGCAGAUUACUUGGACUUCCGGAAUCGCCUGCAGGCAGACUGCGUUUGUCUUGAGAACUGCAUGUUGAAAGAUAAAGCUAUUGUGGGUACUGUGAAAGUCAGAAAUCUGGCAUUUGAGAAGGCCGUCAAGAUUCGGAUGACCUUUGAUACUUGGAAAACCUUCACGGAUUACCCAUGCCAAUACGUGAAGGACACCUAUGCCAGUUCCGAUAAGGAUACGUUCUCCUUUGAUAUUAGCUUGCCAGAGCGGUUUCAAGCCCAUGAAAGAAUCGAGUUUGCAGUGUGUUAUGAAUGUGAUGGCAAAGUCUACUGGGAUAGCAACAAGGGGUUGAAUUACAGGAUCAUCCGCUCUGAACUCAAAUCGGCUCGGGAGAUUUCACAACCUUGUAGUGAGCCAGAUUUUGGGAUUGCUUUUGAUCAAUUUGGAAGCCCCCGGUGUUCUUAUGGUUUAUUUCCUGAAUGGCCUAGCUAUUCCGGAUAUGAAAAACUUGGCCCUUAUUAUUAAAUCAGACACUUUGGAUUAUAUUUACUGCACAGGAACGAAGAGACAGAGAGAGAAAACCCUCUUGGGGAGAUGGUUGCAGAGUCAGAGUGGGCAAAAGAACUGAAGGUGUACUUACAGAAUAGAAACAAAGAGACACGAGAAAACUCCUGGCUGAAAGGUUUUUAAGGCAGACGCUCUCUUCAUUUUCCUUUGAAUUUAAACAAAAGGAGAUGGUCUCCUGUGAUAUGGAUGCCACAGAUCGAAUUUAGUACUUGGUGCUGUAGUUUGGGCAAUUUGGUUUAUGUGCGUCCUUUGAGAUACAUUACAGUAUUGUCAGCUGUGCAGAACAGAUUUCCCUCCCCCCUUUGUUAGUUUUCUGUACUCUCAAAUCAAACUUGCUAUGCACUUCUCUGACAAAGCCAACUUUCUGAGAAGAAACAAGUUGCAGGGAUGAGCUAAGCGGUGUUCCCCUCCUCUCUUAAUCAGAUUGUACAAUCUGUGAGAGGCUAAGAGUCCCAAAUGGAAAAGACUAUAAUUUUAGUUCAGAUGAUCCUUUGCUUCUUUCCAUUUUAGGAAUUGCCUUGUUUAUGGGAAGAUUCCAAAAUGCUUACUCACCAUUCUGCCUGUAUUUCUUUUCCUAAACCCAUAUGUACAUUUUCUUUCAGUGGCUGAGUCAGACAAGCGCUAUGUAGCCUAGUCACACAAUCCAUCCUUAACCAACCUGGUGCCCUCAGGAUGUACUAGACUUAAGUUCCUAUGAUCUCCAGGCAGGACAGUCAGUGGCCUGGAGAAGGUCGAUGUAGCAUUUUAGCUCCCAUAAUAAGUAAUAAUUUUAUGUAAAUGAUUUUACUUAUCUCUCUCCUCCCUCCUUUAUUAAGUGGUGGUGGACUGUUAAGAAUAAAAUUGUUUUUAAGUCUUAACUCGUCAUGACACCAUCUUAUUUAAAUAUAAUUUUGUUUGGGGCCUGCUGGGCUUAGUCAUCUGGGUGAAGAACAUUUUAAAAUUCCAUUUUGUUUUAUGAAUUUUAUAAAAUGUCUAUAAAUUGAAUGUUACUGACAUAAAUAAGAUAUCGUAGUCAAAUAAAGGAUACCCACUGAAUCCAGUUUUCUGUUGCCCUCAAUGCUUAUGCUCAAUAAUAGGAGCAUUUUAACUCAGUGGUAGAACAGAUGUUUUGAAUUCAGACACAAGAAUGUUUGGUCUCUCCAGAGAUGUUAAUAUUCUGUGUCAGAUCUUUUCCCAGCAGGCUGGAUUAGACCAAUUAAUAAAUCAGUUUUUAUUACAGCGUAAAGAAAGUGGGCUACAGUCAAUUAAAAAGCAUAGAAAACACAUCAAAAUCUAAAAAAUAAUUAUGAUAAGAAGCUGAAAGACAAAGCAGAAAGUCUGUGCAUAAAAAACAAGCUUAAUGGGGAACUGAAAGAAGGUAUAGAAACAUUAGAUGGGUGUAGGGGAGCAUAGAGAUUAGAUCAGUACAGAGCACUCUAGAAUGGUGAACUAGAUGUUCAUUAAGGCUGCUUUAGGCAGAGGUCAUCACCUGUUGGAUUUUAAGUGCUGGCAACAAAUAUUCUAGCAGGGUUAAUAUCUGAAAGCAGCAGGAAGGUGUAGAAUUGUCCUGAACAUAUGGGCAUUUAUGCAAUGAUGGCAAGAGGAGCCUAGUGCAGGGGUAGGCAACCUUGGCUCUUUUAUGACUCUGGACUUCAACUCCC